AUGCUGCAGAGUCAAGCUCCGCACGUCUUCUCGCACCAGCACCAAUAUCCCCAGGCCGACUCUUCGUGGGCCCAGCAGCACCAACAACACCAUCAGCAACACCAGCAGCAACAUCAGUCCCAUCUCCAGUCGCAGCAGUCGCAGCAGCACUCGUCGUUCGCCGCACAGCAUGCUCAGGCGCACGCUCAGGCCGUGGCCGCGGCGGCAGCUGCCCAACACCAGCAACAACAGCAGCAGCACUAUGGCCGUAUGGGCAUGAGUGGUGGCGUUAAUAACAACUCACAGGCUCCCGGCGGCCAGGACAACGGCAGCGGGGCCUCGGGAAACAUCGACAACGGUGUCAGCGAGGAGAACAGGAAGGUUCUCGUCUGGGUUGCCGAACUUCUGGACCCCAACCGACGAGAGUCGGCUCUCAUGGAAUUGAGUAAGAAGCGAGAACAGGUGCCGGAACUCGCUCUUAUUAUCUGGCAUUCAUUUGGCGUCAUGACAUCCCUUUUGCAAGAGAUUAUCUCCGUCUACCCGCUGUUGAACCCGUCACAGCUUACUGCAGCUGCUUCGAACCGAGUAUGCAAUGCUUUGGCCCUGCUGCAGUGUGUAGCAUCCCAUAACGAGACCCGGACUCUAUUCCUAAAUGCCCAUAUACCUUUGUUCCUUUACCCCUUUUUAAACACAACCUCCAAGUCCCGUCCUUUUGAAUAUCUCCGCCUCACCUCUCUCGGCGUUAUCGGCGCCUUAGUCAAAAACGACUCGUCUGAUGUCAUCAACUUCCUCCUAACCACCGAGAUCAUCCCUCUAUGUCUCCGAAUAAUGGAGACCGGAUCAGAGCUCAGCAAGACUGUGGCUAUAUUCAUCGUUCAAAAGAUCCUCCUUGAUGAUAUCGGCCUGGCCUAUAUCUGUGCCACCUAUGAACGCUUCUAUGCCGUUGGGACAGUCCUCAGCAACAUGGUCACUCAGCUUGUUGAGCAGCAAACCGUCCGGUUACUAAAGCACGUCGUCCGCUGCUUCUUGCGACUCAGUGACAAUAACCGGGCCCGCGAAGCCCUUCGUCAAUGCCUGCCAGAACCCCUUCGCGACGCCACAUUUUCAUCUGUCCUUCGUGACGAUGCUGCUACUAAACGAUGCCUUGCGCAGCUUCUCAUAAACCUGUCUGACAAUGUUGUCGAUGGCUCCAGCGCCGGUCCUGGAAUGUGA
Molecule: messenger RNA, 1191 nt
Organism: Nannizzia gypsea CBS 118893
Lineage: Eukaryota; Fungi; Ascomycota; Eurotiomycetes; Onygenales; Arthrodermataceae
Product: cell differentiation protein rcd1
Exons: 4
Coding region: 1-1191 (396 amino acids)
Biological process (GO): mRNA catabolic process; negative regulation of translation
Cellular component (GO): P-body; CCR4-NOT core complex; CCR4-NOT complex
Source: RefSeq, a predicted model, not a curated record